Molecule: messenger RNA, 1614 nt
Organism: Plenodomus lingam JN3
Lineage: Eukaryota; Fungi; Ascomycota; Dothideomycetes; Pleosporales; Leptosphaeriaceae
Biological process (GO): proteasome-mediated ubiquitin-dependent protein catabolic process
Cellular component (GO): nucleus; cytoplasm; GID complex
Molecular function (GO): ubiquitin-protein transferase activity; protein binding
Source: RefSeq, a predicted model, not a curated record
AUGGACGAUCUUCGCGAGCAGGUGGAGCUUCUUGAAAGCAGCGCAAACCUCUCCACCAGCAUAAACGAUGUCCAGAAGGCGAUUGACAUGCUGAAUGCAGCUCGUGCUAAAAUCGCCGCUGACCCCAAGACGGCGCCCUUGACCCUCGCAAAGCUCCAGGAUCCCUUCAAAAAGACUCUGGACACGGCCCAGAAAGAUCUCAAGCCUAUAUACGCUGGCCUCGGACGAUAUGGCAAGACCUUGGACAGAAAAUUCAAAGACAAACCUCUCCCCUCCGCCGACAAUGACGCUCUCUCAUCACAUCCCUCGCUCAUCAACCGCGCCAUCGCCAUGCAUCUCCUCCGCGAAGGCCAGUUCGACGUCGCGUCCACCUUUAUGGAGGAGGCUGACCGCCGCCCGCCACGCCCUGAGCCUACCCUGAACACACCAAACCCGCAUGUGCAAGACUCUUGGGAGAGAGACUUGGCCGAGGGUACUUUCAAUUCGGAAAAGCUGCAGCAACAGUUCGCCGACAUGUACCAUAUUUUACACGAGCUGCGGGUCCAGCGGAAUCUCCAACCAGCAAUACAGUGGGCGCGAGAACGGAGCGACGUGCUGGAAUCUCGAGGCAGUAAUCUUGAAUUCAAGCUUUGCCGGUUGCAAUUUGUGUGUCUCUUUGUCGGCCAUAAUCAAGACAGCAGCAUGGAGGAGGCGCCUAAUGGCCCCUUCGCAGCUUGUGAAUAUGCCCGCCGUGAAUUCGGCCCCUUUCAAAAGCGGUAUGCUCGCGACGUACAAUCUCUCAUGGGCGCCAUGGCCUAUUGGCAAAACAUCCAAGACUCGCCCUACCGGCGCUACUUCCACAACGAUUCCGCCUGGGAAGAGGUUGCCCAAUCCUUCAACCGCGAAUUCUGCUCCCUUCUUGGCCUGAGCGCCGACUCCCCCCUCUUCAUCGCCGCGACGGCCGGUGCCAUCGCGCUCCCCUACCUGCUCAAAAUGCAAUCCAUCAUGAAAGAGAAACGUACAGAAUGGACGACGCAAAACGAACUACCCGUCGAAAUCCCAUUACCCAGCCAAUACCACUUCCACUCCAUCUUUGUCUGCCCUGUCAGCAAAGAACAAACCACCGACGCGAACCCCCCCAUGAUGAUGCCCUGCGGCCACGUCAUCGCCAAAGAGUCGCUCGAGAAGCUGUCCAAGGGUGGACGCUUCAAAUGCCCCUACUGCCCCAGCGAAAGCCACCCCCGCGAAGCACGCAAAGUAGUAUUUACAUAUAUCAACGUUUACCACUCUACUCUCCGGAAAACCUGCGCCAUGUUUGACCAGGGCGGGCUGGUGUCGGAUAUGCGCAUCUACGUUGCUUUUCGCUCAGUUGGAUAUGUCGAUGUGUGGGCUGGGAUUACGACGGACGCGAGGCUGUACCAGUUUCUCGAUACGUGUAAUUCCAUUGAUGUGGUGCACAGUGUGCUGUUUGCAGGUUCUGGGCCUGGAUCAGGCUUGAUUGUCGGGUUUGAAACGGAGGCGCGGAUGGAGGGCUGGGGAGGGAGUGAGGGUGAAACCACUGGAGAAGCCGAAUGGAGUACAGGUGAAACAACUGAAGGAACAGAAGAAAGUGAUGGAAGUGAAGCAAGUGCAUGA